AAUUUACGUAACGAUGUUUACAUAGGUCAAGCAAAUCUAUUUGCGCGAUGUUUACUCAAGAAUAGCAUACCAGGUACCUAAUUACAGAAUGGCCAUUAUAGUUAGCCUCUAUAUACGCCUCGAUGAUUAAUACACCGGCUACGUAACGUGAAAUUCUCAAACAAUACUCGCGCACGCGACCAGCCAUAGUUUUUUCGCCCCCGGGCAUCGCGCGCGCGAAUUCCCGUGUCGACUCCUUCGGGGCACGCAAAUUUAAUCUGGACCAAGGUUAGAAGUUUGAUGCUGAGAAUGUAUAUAAUAUACGUCAAGCCAGUCGUAUUUUCAUCAGGAGAAGGCGUGCGCGGGGGAAAGUGGAUCGGGUGGACGCCCAGGGGAAGGCUUCCCCACUUUUGCCGAACUUUGCGAUCUGAUGCGGUCGAGCAUCUCGAGAGGUAUAAAAGGCUUCGAGCUUAGGCUCAACGAUAUAGUCUCGAGCUACUCGAUCUCGCAGCUUAUUCGACACACACAAGUCAACCAACAAACAAAACAGCCAUGUUCUCCAAGAUCGCAAUCAUCGCCUGCGUCCUCGCCGUCGCCAACGCCGGAGCCGUCGGCUACGCCGCCCCGGCUUACACCGCCAGCUAUGCCGCUCCGGCCUACACCACCAGCUACGCCGCCCCGACCCUGAGCGCAACCUCCGACAACGUGUACCGCAGCGCCGGCAACUUCCACUCGAUCUCGACCCAGUCCAAGAGCAUCGCCACCCCCUUCUCCUCGAGCAACAAGCACUUCACCAGCGUCACCAACCCCGGAGUCUACGCUCAGACCGCCUAUGCCGCCCCCGUGGCCACCUACGCCGCCGCCGCUCCCAUCGCUCAUGCCAGCUACGCUGCCCCCGUGGCCCACGCUAGCUACGCCGCCCCCAUCGCCCACGCUGCCCCCGUUGCCGCUCACGGCAGCAGCCUCCUCGGAGUCGCCUACUCCCCGGCCGUCGCCGUCUCGCACAUGACCUACAGCAGCCCCGUCGGCAUCAACUACUCCUGUAUUUUGCUUAUCGCAAUCAUCGCUUGUGUCCUCGCUGUCGCUAACGCCGGAGCUAUCGGCGUCCCAGCCGCCUAUGCGGCUCCAGCCAUCGGCUACGCCGCCCCGGCUUACACCGCCAGCUACGCUGCCCCGGCCUACACCACCAGCUACGCCGCCCCGACCCUGAGCGCAACCUCCGACAACGUGUACCGCAGCGCCGGCAACUUCCACUCGAUCUCGACCCAGUCCAAGAGCAUCGCCACCCCCUUCUCCUCGAGCAACAAGCACUUCACCAGCGUCACCAACCCCGGAGUCUACGCUCAGACCGCCUAUGCCGCCCCCGUGGCCACCUACGCCGCCGCCGCUCCCAUCGCUCAUGCCAGCUACGCUGCCCCCGUGGCCCACGCUAGCUACGCCGCCCCCAUCGCCCACGCUGCCCCCGUUGCCGCUCACGGCAGCAGCCUCCUCGGAGUCGCCUACUCCCCGGCCGUCGCCGUCUCGCACAUGACCUACAGCAGCCCCGUCGGCAUCAACUACUCCUGGUAAACGGCGAGCAGCGAGAUGACCGGCUCAACCUCCUCUGGUUGAACCAUGACUUCUGUACAAUAGCUCUCUCCCUCUCUA
Messenger RNA from Nasonia vitripennis (jewel wasp), 1626 nucleotides. RefSeq names its product cuticle protein-like. NCBI's taxonomy places the organism in Eukaryota, Metazoa, Arthropoda, Insecta, Hymenoptera, Pteromalidae. The record is from RefSeq and is a predicted model, not a curated record. The transcript is spliced from 4 exons. Bases 532 to 1548 code for a protein of 338 amino acids.